Molecule: messenger RNA, 2677 nt
Organism: Physcomitrium patens
Lineage: Eukaryota; Viridiplantae; Streptophyta; Bryopsida; Funariales; Funariaceae
Source: RefSeq, a predicted model, not a curated record
UCGAGAGUGGCUACGGUGUUGAUGGCGGGGGUAGUGAAAAUAAAUCCAAAAGUAUCGCAAGCCACGCUGUCAUCGCCGGACAGUUUGAGGAGCUGAUUCGGAAAUGGGGCCCGGAAACGCCUCAGCUUCUCGAUGCUGUGCAGGCCCAGUUACACCCAAUUAUUGUCUGUCGGGUACUGAAGAAAUUGUCGAAUCUUAAAGCUGGGAGGAAUUUUUUUUUAACUGGGCAACAUCCAAGAUAGGUUACCAGCACAACAUGUACACCUACACAGCGCUCAUUGACCUCUAUGGCAGGGCGAAGAAUUAUGAAGCCGUUGAGGAAGUUCUGGCUGAGAUGUGCGAAGUUGGUUGUGAUGUGAGUAUUGUGACUUUCUCGUUGGUCAUGCGCUGGUACCGAGAAGCAAAGAAUUUGGCAGGUAUUCGUCGAGUUCUGGAGCACAUGCAGCGAGAGGGUUGUCUACCCAAUGAGUACAUAUACACGACCUUCAUCGAUGCACUUGAUAAGGAUACCUGUCACGAGGAAGCUUUGGCUGUGUUCAAGGAGAUGCGAGAUUCUAACUGGGAGCCAAACAUAUUUACUUACAACGUUCUCAUACAUUCUCUUGCGACAGCUGGCAAGCUGGAUGGUGCCCGUGAGAUGUUCGGCAGGUUACCUGAGCCUCAUCAUCGGCCAAAUUUUGUCACUUACACGAUUUUGGUAACUGCUCAUGUGAAAGCAGGAGAACUUGAGAAAGCUGUACAUUUCCUCAAAACUAUGAUGGAGGCUGGGUUCAUGCCUUCCCACGGAUUGCGAUCGAUUCUGUUUACAGCAUUGAUGGCUAAAGGUCGAGCGGAUGAAGUGGCAGAGCUUACACUUAUGUGCACGGCCAUGGGACUGAAAAUCCAUCAUCAAAAGUCAGAAACUGACGGCAUCUAUGGGAGACCACCGGGCUCAGCGAGGAUCGCAGGAUUAUUGAUAAGUUUGGGACCCGAAACAGUCAGCGCAUUGUACAAUCUGAAAUCAAGGUUACCGAGUCAAUUCCUCUUGAACAUCUUCACGCGUAUGAGUGGCCAUCCCGAAGCGGUGUGGCGAUUUUAUAAGUGGCUGAGGAGCCAGGAUGCGCAUGUAUCCUCUAAAUACGUUUUUGCUGAAGUGCUGGACAUUCUCGGAAAGGCUGGUUACGUGGAGAUGCAGCUGGAGGCAUUUGCAGAUGCAGAGGCUGCAAAAGUAGCCAACGGAGUUAUGUACAACACUUUGAUCCAUAGUUAUUGUACGGCUAAACAGACCGAUGCCAGCUCUGUACUCGACAACAUGAAAGAACGUGGACAUCGUCCAAAUGUCUAUACUUACUCCAUGCUCAUUGACUUGUUGUCAAGAACUCGUAAUCACGCUCACGCUUUAAAGAUGUACAAGGAGAUGUUCAAAGCCAAUUCCAAACCUAAUGUGAAUACAUACACCACACUAAUUCACAGCUUGGCAAGAACAGGGAAAGUAAAUGCCGCAAAUACUAUGUUCAUGGGACUGCCUUCUCUUGGGAUUAAUCCCAGUGCAGUCACAUACACAAUAAUGAUUCAGGCCUUUCUGAGAGCGAAGGCUGCCGGAAGGGCCUUGGCAUUACAUGAAGCGAUGAGGUCGGAUGGAAUCGUUUAGUCAAAAGUCACUCGUCGAGUGUUGACUGGAAGGCUUCGGGCUCUAGACUUGCACGAUGACGCAGAGCUUCUUUUGCGUGACGAACCCUCUCCUCACGACGGACCAGUUAUGGGUGGCAAAUGUCACAGUUGUCCGGAGCCACAGCAGGAUCUUCAAAAAUUCCACUGCUAUCCUUAUCUCGAUGUUGAGGUUCCCACUCACUCUUUGCAGUAGGCUCGAUGCAGGAACAGUUGUAUAAGUGAACUCGACACCCAUGUAGCCCAUCACUGGACGAUGUUUACAUGUCCAGGAUAAUGAGCUUCAAGUUCUCGAAUGGGCUUAGUAGAUUUGAUUCUCAUUCUGCACGCAUUAGGGCCAAGACACCUUGUCUGUGGUUUAAAGGCAAUGGCUUCAGCAGUACCAGUGCGUUUGGGUGGCCAUCACGAAGAACCCUAGUGAAUCUUUCUUGCUCUCGACGGUUCUCAUCGGAUCACGAGAUGUAUGCUUGCGUAAUGAUGGGAAACGUGGUCACAUCAUCGGGUAGAAAUACUUACAGAUCGGGCGCUGCAGUGCAACUCCUGGCUGAAAAACGGAGCAGUACCCAGUUUGACAAGGAUUAUUCCGCGACUUGGUGUUGAAUCGAAGUUGCAGCAAGGACUCGUAGGAAUUGUGACGCGUAUGUGCCGCGACCGAUGUGAGUGACCGACAGUGACUUGUCCAGAAACUAUGUUAAAAUCCGAACUGUUCUCAAGAGUCGUUGACAAGGGUGGUGAAAACCAUUGUGCUUUGGACUGCAGAUGGAGUUUAUUUUAUUGUCCCACUGUGAUUGUCUGGCUCUAAACACCUCAUUGAAAGCGACUUUCCCUAGUCCAAGGGUAACUGUUUUGUGACACGCAUGGCAGAGGAUAAGCCUUGAGUACUGCAUCGAUACUUGUGGCACUUCCGAAGUUCAGCGGCGCUUGGCAAAACAGUUCUUUCGGCAUUUUUGUCCUGCCCCAUCAGGGUUACAGAGGACUUUUCCUCAUUGCAAUAACUAAUUGGAGGCACUGCACUGUGACCAGCAUCGCA